Triticum aestivum (bread wheat) is the source of this 1318-nucleotide messenger RNA. RefSeq names its product peroxidase 2-like. Gene Ontology annotation, molecular function: heme binding; peroxidase activity. The transcript has 2 exons. Gene Ontology annotation, biological process: hydrogen peroxide catabolic process; response to oxidative stress. NCBI's taxonomy places the organism in Eukaryota, Viridiplantae, Streptophyta, Magnoliopsida, Poales, Poaceae. The coding region runs from base 61 to 1089 and encodes 342 amino acids. The record is from RefSeq and is a predicted model, not a curated record.
CCUCUCUCCAGAUAUAAGCCGGCCUCUAGGCUCUAGCUUGCUGUAGAGCUCAUUGCAACCAUGGCUAAUGAUAAGCUUGCUGCCUUGGUUGUGGUAGCAUUGCUCGGUUGUAUGGCGCACACAUGCCAAGCGAGCUACGGGUAUCCCAACCCAAUGCCGCCCAUCCCAAGCCCGACACCACCUACGGCACCGGCGCUCUCCCUGAACUACUACAGCUAUUCCUGCCCUAAUGCGGAGGCAAUUGUGAGGGAGGCCGUAAAGAACGCCACAGACAACAAUCGCGGCAUCGGUGCCGGGCUCAUCCGCCUCUUCUUCCACGACUGUUUCGUCAGGGGUUGCGAUGCCUCGGUUCUCCUAGACCCGACGACGGCCAACCCGGAGCCGGAGAAGCUUGGCAUCCCAAACUUCCCUAGCCUCCGCGGCUUCGAGGUGAUUGACGCUGCGAAGGAGAAGCUUGAGAAGGAGUGCAAGGAGGUUGUCUCGUGCGCUGACAUCGUCGCCUUCGCUGGGCGCGACGCCACCUUCUUCCUCAGCAACGGCAUGGUAGACUUCAAGAUGCCGGCUGGCCGGUACGACGGGCGUGUGUCUUUCGCCAACGAGACCCUCCGUGACCUGCCCCCUCCUUUCGCCAACGUCACGGUGCUGGAGUCAAUGUUCAAAGCCAAGGGGCUCGACCUCGACGACAUGGUCACCCUCUCCGGCGCGCACACCGUCGGGAUCUCUCACUGCUCGUCCUUCGCUGACCGCCUUCCAGCCGACCCCUCGGACCCCACGUCCAUGGAACCCACGUUGGCUAGCUCGCUACAGCAGAGGUGCAACCGCGGUGGUGACCCCGUGGUGGUGCAGGACGUCGUUACCCCCCGUGACCUGGACAGACAGUACUACCAGAACGUACUUGACCGUAAAGUGCUAUUCAAAUCGGACGCGGCACUGCUGUCGCCGCAGACACUCAAGGCUGUGGAACACAACGCCAAGAACCCCGGGAAGUGGGAGCGAAAGUUCAAGGAGGCAAUGGUUAAGAUGGGCAACAUCGAGGUGAAGACCAAGGCCAACGGGGAGAUCAGAAAGCAGUGCCGUUUCGUCGACUAGCGCCCGGUUGAUGAGACAAAACCCUACUUCAUCUUGACUCCUGAAGCCGGACACUGAUCAGAAUAAGCUCGUGCUUUUGUUCGUAUGUGUUAGCUUAAUUUCCGUUACAGUUUACUACCAAAAUUUGUAUUAGUGGUCCAUUUUUGCUUCACAUCUGUAUCGAUAAUAUUUGGUGUACUCUAUUAUGAGAUGUGAUUGUCAAAAGUAUAUUUAGUUUGCUGAAAAAUCG